AGUUCACCUGUGAAGUAGACCGGAAAAGGUGCGAUGAACUGCUUGGCGUUGCGCUAAUGCCGAGACUGCCAUUUUGGGGCUUCGGCGCGGCUGCCACUGCGGGCAUGUCGUACGCGGGUUACCAUUUUGUCUACGAGCCGCGUCAAGCUGCCCAGCACGACGAGGAGAACCACUUGACACACGUCAAGCAACCGUACCAGGAUGUCAUCCAUGCCUACGCGUGCUUGCGCGCCAAAGUCGAAGAGCAGCUCCGCAGCGCUGCGUGGUGCACCAACGCCGACAAGACUGUCUUCUUUUGCGAUGUUCAGCUGGUACGCAGUCAGUUGUGGACUCUUCCACGUCAUCUUACGACCGAACACGACCUUCACCGCAUGCUUGCUGAGCUUUCCUUGUGGGAGAAACAGCAUUGCACCGAAUUGCAUUUCCGCGACAAGCCGCUGCUGCUCACCCAGACGCUGCGAUCGAUGGUGUGCUUUGCGUUGUAUGCGUUGAUUUUUCGCGUCGCAGCUCCGUUGUUGGGCUUGUGGGACGGCUUUGCGGGUGGGCAGGCGCAGCUGCUGCAUCACACCGCACGCGUCAUCACAAAUACACUAGACAUUGGUGUCGUCAUGACAUCGACGGAGAAGCCCCGGUUGGAGACACGUAGCGCAAAGGAUGACACGCACGGUGAAGGUGAGAAAAGUGCAGCGCGUUAUAUUACCUUGAGCCCCGUUCACUGGAUUGAGGAGGUUGGCUUUUGGGCGUGCGCCAACAACCCAUUGCUGACGCAGCACCUACACAACAUGCCACACUCAAAGGAUAAGCACGACGGCGGCGGUGCAACGCUGCGUUUGCUUCGUGCGUCACCAUAUGCCACCACUUAUACGCAGCUCUGGCGGCAGGUCGCUGUGGAAACGCAGGCAGACGAGAAACGAGAAGCCGAAGCAGCGCUCGCGUCCCCGCAGUUAUCCGCAUCACCUUCCUCAUCUCUAGUGCAUGUGGCGGCCGAGGAAGUCUCACUCGGAUACCCUGUUCUCUUCGGUAAUGUGGCACUUCCAACAGAGAGCAAGAAGCAUGGUAUGUAUUGCGCACCCGAUGUUACGCGCUACAUUCCUGUUGGGGUAAGUGGUCUGCCGCACCUGUUGUACGUGGACGCCGCACACGCCGUGGCGGACGUGCGACCGCGACUCACACGUGAGGAGGUCUACGCACGCCGCCAACGGGCGCAGCUUGUGCGCGCGUCCGGAGCAGACCUAAUGCGUACAACGAAAGCCGAGGAAGAGGGACGCAGUCAACUGGCGGCUACAGUCGCAACGGCAACGGCAACCGCAGCAACAUCUGCGCUGACGGAGCUGCAGCAUUGGCGCGCGUGCGGCGGCAUUCCGUGGUGGCGGCGUGCGUGGUGGGGCGGGGUCUACGGCGGAUCUCGUCCAUCUGUUACAGCGCCGUCGUACACGUUGCGCUACCACCUCGGUGCCCCGAGCACAGCUGCGGACUACGUAGCAAAGUCAAUUGAAGCCAGCCGAGCAGCUGAGAGCUUUUCCCGGGCUGGAUUGUAA
Molecule: messenger RNA, 1538 nt
Organism: Leptomonas pyrrhocoris
Lineage: Eukaryota; Euglenozoa; Kinetoplastea; Trypanosomatida; Trypanosomatidae
Exons: 1
Coding region: 57-1538 (493 amino acids)
Source: RefSeq, a predicted model, not a curated record